Messenger RNA from Neoarius graeffei (lesser salmon catfish), 3631 nucleotides. RefSeq lists its product as uncharacterized. NCBI's taxonomy places the organism in Eukaryota, Metazoa, Chordata, Actinopteri, Siluriformes, Ariidae. The transcript has 5 exons. Gene Ontology annotation, biological process: intracellular signal transduction; negative regulation of T cell activation. Bases 197 to 1069 code for a protein of 290 amino acids. The record is from RefSeq and is a predicted model, not a curated record. Gene Ontology annotation, cellular component: membrane raft; plasma membrane.
UGUAGAUGAAAGAAACUGAAGGAUUACACAACAAACAGGUAGGAGUGGUGAAGUAGGACUGACUUUGCAAUCUGGGAAGAAAACAUAUACAGCCAAAACAUUGACAGACAAGUCACACAGGGUGGUGGCAGUGACAGCCGAAGCUAAUCUUGAUGUCACAGAGGCUAUGGUUAUAUAAGGGCCUGCAUGGAGUGCUAUGGCUGCAGACCUGGGUUUGAUGUCAGGCCACACUUCCUCCUUAGACAUCACGAUUAUCUCCAUCCUGUUCCUCAUUGUCUACAUUGCACUCUACACACUCUGCACCACCUGUUUCAGUGCGACUCCAGAGUGUCCAGAGGAGAAAGCCAUACCUUCAUCUCUUUCACUGACUGUGAAUCCUGAAGAUCACUGGAGCACAAAUAGAAACAUGGAAAAUGUGGAUGCUAAAUCAGACAGUUGUUUUAGCCAACAAAUGACACCCAGGAUUCCAGAUACCCCUACAUUCUCUGUCGGAUCUACAGGUUCAGUGUCUCCAGGACUUCCUGCUCUUCCACCAGUUCCACCAAUUUUCUGUUUGACCACAUUCCAGGUAGAACCUCCAAUGGCAUCCUCUUCAGGACAGCAACCUAAGACAGUCAAAACUCCUCCACCUGAAGAUCCACCAAAUAUGAACAGUGGGUUUAGUGGGGCAGUCAGUGAUGAGCAUCCCUAUGCCUGUAUAGACAAUGUAAGUGUCAGUGGACCUUCAUCACCCUCCCUCUAUGAUGAAACCCAUGAGAACCAAUGGGAGAGCGAAAGUCCCUACCAUAUGGUGACAGAAUGGACAGAGACUGCUAAUACUUGUGACUUAGCCACAUUCCUUCCUGUGACAGACAGCAAUAAGGCACAGGAGUUGAGAUUUAUUUUCCCACCUCUCCCAGCUGUCCAGGAUGGCCAGUCAGUAAUUAACACAGACAGGACUGCUAUCUAUGCAGUGGUGAACAGGAAUACCAAAAGUCAGAAAAGCAUCGAAGAAGCUCCUGUUGAACAAGACACGAAGGUUUUGGAUGAGAAUGAAGCCCCGCCUGUUCCAGAAAAAAUAUUUGACUAGCAAAUAGAAAUUGGACUAUAUGAAAUUAUGUUACACCACUGUAUCAAAAUAUCUUACUACUUAAAGCAGUUUUGAAUGGGUGCAUUCUACAACCAGCUUUACAUCACCACUAAAACCAUCUCCCUUGCCAUCCUCUCCACCCUCACUCACUGCCUUACUGACAUUAAAACCUGGAUGAACCACAACUUCCUCAAACUAAACAGCAAUAAAACUGAGAUCAUCAUCUUUGGCCCAAAAUCCAUCCUUCCCACCUGUCAGAACUUCUCACUCUGUAUCGAUGGCCACUCUGUCAUUCCCUCCCCCCUUGUCAGAAACCUUGGAAUCUACAUGGAUCCUGCACUCUCAUUCAAAUUACGCAUUAAUCAUGUAACCAAAACAUCCUUUUUCCACCUACGAAACAUUGCACGCCUGCGACCCACUCUUUCCACCCCAGCUGCAGAGACAUUAAUUCAUGCCUUUAUCACCUCCAGACUCGACUACUGCAAUAGCCUUCCUUCUACUGUUCUUCAAAAACUACAAUAUGUUCAAAACUCUGCUGCCCAGCUGCUCACCCGCUCUCCCUCCAGAGAACAUAUCACCCCUGUCCUCCGUCAACUUCACUGGUUUCCCAUAAAACAACGCGUACACUUCAAGAUCCUCCUCAUCACCUACAAGGCCCUCAACAACCUUGCACCCUCGUACCUGACUGAUCUCCUCCAUCGCCACUCCCCCACCUGCCGACUACGCUCUGCAGAUGCCAACCUCCUCACUCCCAUCACCACGUCCAAGUACCGGACCCUCGGAGACAGAGCCUUCGCCAUCGCUGCCCCCACCCUCUGGAACUCCCUCCCCCUGGCCAUCCGUAACUCCGAUACACUACUUUCCUUCAAGCGCCAUCUCAAAACCCACCUGUUCAAGACUGCAUAUGACACUUGACACGUCACCUUCCUGCAGAUCACCUUCUUAUUUAUCUGGUGUGUGUGUGUGUGUGUGUGUGUGUGUGUGUGUGUGUGUGUGUGUGUGUGUGUGUGUGUGUGUAUUUUUGAACCUCCUGUAAAGCAUCUUUGAGUACCAUGAAAAGCGCUAUACAAAACAGAUAUAUUAUUAUUAUUAUUAUUACAACAUAAAACAGAUUUUUGCUUAUGCAAAAAUUUUUUGUGCUUAUGCAAAGAUAACAGUGGCAUGAAUAAAAGGAACAGACCUUAGAAUUGUAUUUCCAAGCCCCAGAUUUACCCAAGAAGAAAAAAACAUCUAUUGAAUGCCAGAUGGAAAAAGAUAUCGCAACUAGCAAUCCAUACAAUUCAUGUAGAAAUAAAGAAAUUAAUGAAGAGUAUGCUCCUGUAGACGCGCUUACCAUAUAUCUUGUACUGAUGCCUUUUAAAGAUAGAGUUUAUUGUGUAUGCCCCUCAUAUUUCUCUCAUGUUGUAGUCCUUUGAGCAUGAUAGUGAGGUCUAACGAAUGUGUAGCGUGUCCCAUGCUUCAUUUUCGGGCUCAUGAGUAUCAUCUACAGUGGUGCUUGAAAGUUUGUGAACCCUUUAGAAUUUUCUAUAUUUCUGCAUAAAUAGGACCUAAAACAUCAUCAGAUUUUCACACAAGUCCUAAAAGUAGAUAAAGAGAACCCAGUUAAACAAAUGAGACAAAAAUAUUAUACUUGCUCAUUUAUUAUUCACUCUUUCUUUUAAAAAACAUAUUAAAAAGCUUGGUAAUACUAUAAGGUAUAGCAUAGCUAAUUUUAGACACAUCCGUACCUCUCUAAGUGUUGAUGCUGCUAUGAUUGUGUGUAUGUCAAUGCAAUGAUUAUGUCUCAUUUACAUUACUGUAUAUCAAGCUGGUCUCAGGCCAACAAGACUGCCUUAAGAUCCAUUGUUUCACUGUACAAGCAGGCUCUGAAGGUCUUAGACAAAAGACCAUUUCAGUACCAUCACUGUGCCAUACUUGGCAAGUAUAAUAUGCUUAGCCUUGAAAACCUUAUACAGUACUCUGAUCUGCGUCUAAUACAUAAAAUCAUUAAUAAUACAGCACCCCCACCUCUGAGAAAAUUUGUUCAACUCUGCUCUGAACAGAUGAGCAGAACCACAAGAUCCACCAGAAGGGGAGAUUGUAGCCUCCCAAAUCGGCGCUCUGCCUUUGCUCAAUCAGCCUUCUCUUUUAGAGCUACCAGAGCUUGGAAUAGUCUCCCCAAUGACUUAAAAAGUAUUGUUGAUUUCAAGGCCUUCUCAAGGAGCGUGAAAAAAUGGAUUUUGAGCAACCAGUCUUGUCAACAUUAAUCAUAUUAUGUAAUGCUGCAAUUAUAUAUCUUAUGUCUUAAUUCUUAACUGAUUGUUUGUGUGUGUGUGUGUGUGUGUGUGUGUGUGUGUGUGUGUGUGUGUGUGUGUGUGUGCGCACAUGCAUUUGUGCACCUAUGGCUGCUCUUAUUCUCAUGUAUUUUGUUUGUAUUUGUUUUACCUGCCUAGGGACUGCAGAUGGAAAUUAGCUUUUUAGCUAUAAUCUGGCGCAAGCCAUCUUCUUACUUUUGUAACCAAUGACUCUUGUGCAUGGUCCCUGUUUCAACUAAACUAAACUAAAUAAACUAAACUAAACUAA